This is a messenger RNA of Podarcis lilfordi (Lilford's wall lizard), 152 nucleotides long. Lineage: Eukaryota; Metazoa; Chordata; Lepidosauria; Squamata; Lacertidae. The record is from the annotation of a GenBank genome assembly.
CCCCUAUAAAUCCCAUUCUCCAAUCCAGAAAGUUAACUCCACUCCAAGUGGCACUCAUUUCAAAAGCCAUUCAAAAGAAAUGCAGAGAAAAUGGUCCAGGAACCAAUAUAGACUUAGAAAUUAAUUAUUGGAGAUCUGCAAACACUAGCUGA